AUGAGUGCCUCACCUACUGCCUGUCAAGAUCUUGCCAGAUCUGUUCUUGAGAAUAUCUCAGGAAUGAAUGGCGCCCUCAAUGAUACAUCCGACGAUGUGAACGGCGUCGACAACGACGCGAAAAUCAACGAGACACACGAUGGCCACAAUGAUAAGGCCACUACUGAAACCGACAACAAGGCAGCUAGCAUCGCCGAAGCUGUGAAACAAGAAGCAUCCCGUUCGCCAGUCGAAUCCGUUGACGAGCCUCCAUUCUCAUGGCUUCAAUCACACGCUCUUUUCGUUAUCAUCAUGGUCGGCCCCGAGGGCAUGCCUUUCGGUAUCCAAAAGGACUUUCUCUGUGCCAAGUCCUCCUACUACAGGCGCUAUUUUAGAGAAAAGGCGGCAAACAACGAGUCGGUCGAGGACGUAGUCGAGCUCCGCGAUACCUCGGUCGAUGUCUUCGGUUACACCCAGCACUAUCUCUUCACAGGCCAGGUUUACCCUGACACGCCUCCCGAAUACGAGGUUCUUAUCGGCGUUUGGAAGCUUGGACACAGCUUGGGCAUCGACGGCCUCUGCGAUGCCACGAUCGAUGCUAUGAUCGAAUACCGCCGGCUCACAAACUCGAUCCCCGCCACCGCUCUUCUAGUCCAGGUGUGGAACGACACCCCCGAGGGAUCCUCCAUCCGGAAGCUCUUGCUUUCCUGGGCUGCCGAAUACAUGCGGGCCUCUGAAGAUCGUGCAGAGUUCGCCAAGGCGCUGCCCCAAGGAGUUCUGAGUGAGCUGGUAGUCGCUAUGAGCUCGCUGGAUGCAACUCCGGCCCCGGCAGCAACCCCCACCCCGCCUGUCUCUCAGGAAGUCGUUAACUCUGCCCAUCAAGGCUGGCACGAUGCCGUCGCCAAUAGUGAUGGCGAGCAGGUGCGUCCUGCUAAGAAGGCCAGGUACUCUGACGCUGGUACCAACGGUGCUAAGGCCACGCCUACCGGCCGCAAGGGACCCGGUCGGCCCAGCACUACUGGUCCAAAGGCCGGUUACAAGAGGAAGUACAAUGUGGCUAAUGGGGAGGUUGAGCUUACCACCUCGAAGAAGCUGGCGUUCUGCGACGACCUCCUGACUAGGAUGCUCAGCGGCCCAGGCUUCUGGACCCGCCUUGUUGGCCCCUUCCGCGAUCCCGUUAACCCCGAAUCCGACGGUGUGCCCGACUACUUCGAUAAAGUGGCCAAGCCCAUGGACCUGCAGACAAUGAGAGCCAAGAUGGACCGCAACGAGUACACCGACGAGAACGAGUUCCUCGCCGACAUGAACCAGAUUUUCAACAACUGCUACACGUACUGGGCCAAGAAGAGCCCCAUGUGGCAGGCCUGCGAGAGGCUCCAGAAAACAUUCGAGGAGAAGUACUCGCAAAUGCCCAAGUGGAUUGCCAAGAUGGAGGGCCAAGAGGGAUCUAACUAG
Neurospora tetraspora is the source of this 1434-nucleotide messenger RNA. Its product is annotated as Bromodomain-containing protein. The coding region runs from base 1 to 1434 and encodes 477 amino acids. The record is from RefSeq and is a predicted model, not a curated record. Gene Ontology annotation, biological process: regulation of DNA-templated transcription; chromatin remodeling. The transcript has 4 exons. Gene Ontology annotation, cellular component: chromatin; nucleus. NCBI's taxonomy places the organism in Eukaryota, Fungi, Ascomycota, Sordariomycetes, Sordariales, Sordariaceae.